Molecule: messenger RNA, 1094 nt
Organism: Gopherus flavomarginatus (Mexican gopher tortoise)
Lineage: Eukaryota; Metazoa; Chordata; Testudines; Testudinidae
Gene: MMP7
Product: matrix metallopeptidase 7
Exons: 6
Coding region: 61-852 (263 amino acids)
Biological process (GO): collagen catabolic process; extracellular matrix organization; proteolysis
Cellular component (GO): extracellular matrix
Molecular function (GO): zinc ion binding; metalloendopeptidase activity
Source: RefSeq, a predicted model, not a curated record
AUCAUUAGACACAGAAGACCUAAGAUUUUCUCUUUUUAGCAGAGAUCAUUUGAUAACACUAUGAGAUACAUCCUACUCUGCACUGCACUGUUCCUGCCUGGAAGGCUUGCUCUCCCAGUUCUGCUUAAGCCAGAGCCAUGGAGCUCUGGACACCUGAAGCGUAUACAGAAUUACCUUGACAGGUUCUUUCCAUCCAUUAAUAAAGCAGAUAGCCGUACCUUAGAAGACAAAAUUAAAGAGAUGCAGAAAUUUUUCCACCUGACUGUAACAGGAAAAUUUAAUUCAGAAACGGAGGAAAUGAUGGAUCAGCCAAGGUGUGGCAUCCCCGAUGUAUUAGAUUACAGCACGUUUCCAGGAAAUCCAAGAUGGAGGAAGAAUUUGUUGACUUACAGGAUCCUUAACUAUACACCUGAUCUGCCUCGUUUUAUGGUGGAGGAAGCAAUCGAAAAGGCUUUUAAAGUGUGGAGUGACGUGACUCCACUGAAGUUUCAAAAAGUUGCCAGGAGAGAAGCAGAUAUCCUGAUUCGUUUUGCACAUGGUGCACAUGGCGACUCAUUUCCCUUUGAUGGAAGAGGAGGAAUACUGGCCCAUGCGUUUGCACCUAGCUCAGGGUUAGGAGGAGAUGCUCACUUUGAUGAGGGCGAGAAGUGGUCACAAGAUCAUAUAGGAACAAAUUUGUUCCUUGUUGCUGCACAUGAAUUUGGUCAUUCUUUGGGACUUGGUCAUUCAAAUGUUCAAGGUGCUCUGAUGUACCCUAUCUAUCGCUACUGGAACCCAGACACCUUCAGCCUUCCAGAUGAUGACAGACAAGGAAUUCAGAAAUUAUACGGCCGCAAAAGUGAAAACUUCUAAAGAACCAUAUAAAAGCAGCAAAGAGUCCUGCUUUUACAGAUCCAGAGUAAUAUGGCUACUCCUCUGAUACUAAAGAACCAUGGUGUGUUUAAAAAGAAUGAAGAAUUCACACCAGAAAUGUUUCAUUUUAGUUCUUCAGUGAAUUAAAAUUGCAAAUGUUUAAGAGCAAUUUCUGCUCCUAUACAUUUACUGAGAUUUGAAAACCUCUUUAAAUUUAUUCAGUAGUUUCUGUGAAAAUAAAG